Molecule: messenger RNA, 747 nt
Organism: Eucalyptus grandis
Lineage: Eukaryota; Viridiplantae; Streptophyta; Magnoliopsida; Myrtales; Myrtaceae
Product: cytochrome P450 71A2-like
Exons: 2
Coding region: 1-747 (248 amino acids)
Molecular function (GO): oxidoreductase activity, acting on paired donors, with incorporation or reduction of molecular oxygen; heme binding; iron ion binding
Source: RefSeq, a predicted model, not a curated record
AUGGAGGAAGUACAGCGACGGCGAGAGGGCAAGAAGUUCAAGGGACUGUUGGUGGAGAAGAUGGGGCUGCCGUGCAUUUUAAACGCUGGGGACUUCACUCCAAGCAUUGGGUGGAACGACGAGCUGACUGGUCUAGAUGCAAAGGCGGAGCUGGUCGUGAGGAAGUUCCGCAAGUUCCUCGGUCAAUUGGUGUACGAGCUGAGGAAGAUGAAGGAGAAGAGCAUUGGUAGCGGAGGUGAAGAGGGAGCCACUUCGUGGACGUUUUGCUGGAGAUUGAGCAGGAUGAGAGCGAUGGUUUUGCUCUCGCUGCGAGAGCAUCAAAGCACUCAUCUCGUUGUCAAAGAGAAUCUCCGCUUCUCACGGCAGUCGACCCAGGACAUCAGUAUCCGAGACUACGACAUCACAACAGGGACUACGGUGAUCCUGAAUGCGUGGACCAUUGGGAGAAACCCUGGCACGUGGGACGAGCCGGGCAAGUUCAAGCCAAAUAGAUUCUUGAAUAGCCCAGGGGGCUCAAGGAAACAGCAUUUCAAGUGGAUUCCGAUCGGUGCAGGGAGGAGGGCUUGUGCCGGGAUGUCAUUGGCGAUGGCGACCUACGAACGUGUCUUGGCAAAUCUGGUGAACACAUUCUAUUGGGCACCUCCCACGGGUCUAAAAUUGGAAGAUUUGGACAUGAUCGAAUGCGCUGGUCUUACCAUCCACAGGAAAGUUCGUCUCCUUGCUGUUGCCACUUCGUGCCCUAGUUAA